AUGGGGCUGGAGGAGAGGUGGUCCACGGAUCUCUGCGGCGGCCGGCUGCAUCACUUCUCUUGGAUCGGCGACCGCCUGGUUCGAGUUUGGACACCGCCCGGGUGGAGUCGAGGCAGCGUGCCGAAAGCCUUGUGGCUCAACGAUGGCCAGAACCUCUUCAGGGACGAGGAGGCCUUCGGGGGCGCUUCCUGGGGCGCGGCCGGCACCGUGGCACACCUGAUCGGCUGUGGGGCGAUUCCCGAGAUCCUCUUGCUGGGCAUCGACCAUGCGGGCCGUCUGAGGACCCAGGACUACCUCUCCGUACCGCCCACUGGCUGGGAUGCACCCUGGGGCAAGGGUAUGCGUGGAGACAUGUGGGAUGCCCCCGGAGGAGGUGUGGACUCCUACCUGGAGAAGGUGAUGAGCGAGCUGGUUCCAUGGGCAGAGGAGCACUUCGGCCUGUCUCCGGUCCCCGAAGAUCGGUUCUUUGGGGGCUCCUCCUUCGGCGGCAUCUGCACGCUGUACAUGGCCAUGAGAUAUCCAAGCUCCUGGGCAGGAGUGCUCGUGGAGUCGCCGUCUUUUUGGGCGGGCGACGGGCGCUUCAUGACUGACGUGGCGAAGCAGGAGACUUGGCCGGGUCGAAUCUACUUGGCCAUGGGGGAGUUCGAGUACACUGGGUUCCGUGGAACCGACAGGCCAGGCAGCCUGGAAUGCGAUGCAUUUCUGCGAGAUGCUUGUGCAGAAUGUGCAGAACACCUCCGUCCUCAUGUUGGAUCGGGCUUGCUAAGCUUCGUGGAGCCCGGCGGUCGGCACAACGAGCGUGACUGGGGCCGCCGCUUGCCCGGCGCCUUGCGAUGGCUCUUUGCAGUGCCGUGUGCUUCUCACCAUCCUUUUUGGGCCAGGCCUUCUCCGCUGAGGCCCGGCCCCAUGGAGCUGUUCGUGCGGCAAGGGGAGCUGAAGCUUCCGCCGGGGAAGUGCCUCCAGGCGCACCUUGGCUUCAAUGACUGGUCCUGCGGCGUCCAGACGUGCGACCUGCUGCCUGCUGGUCUCGACAUCGCCGAUGGCCCGGUUCUGGCUGCUCUGGCCUAUGUUCCCGAGGGGGCCUCUUCCAUGAAGUUGGUCUUCACAAAUGGUGCUGAUUGGGAUAACAACUCCGGCAAGGACUACGUGCUGGACUAA
Symbiodinium natans is the source of this 1158-nucleotide messenger RNA. The record is from the annotation of a GenBank genome assembly. NCBI's taxonomy places the organism in Eukaryota, Dinophyceae, Suessiales, Symbiodiniaceae.